Molecule: messenger RNA, 2988 nt
Organism: Coffea eugenioides
Lineage: Eukaryota; Viridiplantae; Streptophyta; Magnoliopsida; Gentianales; Rubiaceae
Product: protein TRANSPARENT TESTA 9-like
Exons: 19
Coding region: 297-2780 (827 amino acids)
Biological process (GO): endosomal transport; regulation of autophagosome maturation; endosome to lysosome transport
Cellular component (GO): endolysosome membrane; late endosome
Source: RefSeq, a predicted model, not a curated record
UAAUUACAGUUAUCAUGAAUGGGAAUGAAGUUUAGAAAACAAAAAAAAAAGAAGAAGAAUGAUUGAAAGUUAGUUGAGGUUGCCAAAAUUUUGCAAACCUACCAGACAAACAACCUCCACCUUCCAAUUUAAUUGUGGCGCCCCGCCCCGCCCAGCCCCCAAUACGUAUUGCUACUCCCUACAGCAUUCUUGCUCCGGGACUAUUUCCAAGUGCAGCGCGCACGCAUUGUAAAACCCGUUCUUUCUUUCUUAAUUCCGGGUAUAGUAGUGCCUCAAUACUGUUCCUGCUAUCUACGAUGUGGCGGUCACUUUGGCCUACAAUCGACCGCUUCUCUCUUCACCACUUCAGAUAUAUUGUAAACCAACUGCGGGAAAUCAGAGUCGUUGACAAGCGCAACCGGGAAGUAGUUUUGGAUUUGCUUCAAUCAAUUGUGGAAAUAGUUACCUAUGGUGAUCGGCAUGAUCCAGCGAUUUUCGAAUGUUUCAUGGAAUUUCAAGUUUUAGCAGAGUUUGUUCGUAUACUAAAGAUUGGUGGGAAUUCAGGAAUUGAGGCAGCACUCUUGCAGUAUUUGAGCAUAAUGAUCCAGAACGUGGAAAAUGAACAUGCCAUCUACUAUUGUUUCAGCAAUGGCUAUAUCAACAGCGUAAUAUCACAUCAUUAUGAGUUCGAUGGGGGAGAUCUAAUUCCUUAUUAUGUAUCCUUUCUGAGAACAGUUAGUGGGAAAAUAGGUAGAGACACAAUCUGUCUUCUCGUAAAGGUUCACCAGGACACUGCAAUCUCAUUGCCGUUGUAUGAUGAGGCUCUUAAAUUUGCUAACCAUGGGGAAAAGAUGAUACAGAUAGCAGUUCGUGCACUGACCCUUAACAUUUAUAGUGUUGCUGAUGAGAUGGUCUAUCAAUUUCUAACAACUCCGACUGCUUCUGCAUACUUUUCUAGCUUGAUUCUGAAUUUAAAAAAUAAGUGCUUGCAUGUUGAUGCUAUCAUCAAUGGGGUAAAGGAGAGUUUCCAUGAAAAGAAAAGAGAACUUCUUUCAGAAACUGAUAGAAUUUUGGAUGACUUCUAUUACCUGAAGGACAUACUGUGCAUUCCUGAGCAGCGCUUGAACAAACUUGUUACAGAGAACAUUGUUAACAUGCUUAUUUUGCCGAUGUUGCUUACUCUACUAAACAAUAGGCUAAGCAAUGACACUGGUCUAUCUGCAAUCACUUGUCUCUAUGUUCUUUGUCGUCUUCUUCAAGUUUUUGAUGGAACGAAUUUGGUUAAUGUUAUCGGCAGUGCUGUUCUAUUUUCUUUUAUGCCUCCAAAUGUGACAGAUGCUGCUGAGUCUGUUGUAUCUGCUAGACUUGAGCAGGUGAAUGGUCUUGCAGUCUGUUAUCAGGAAGGGGAAGAAAUGGUAGAUCUUCAGCAUGAGGGGGCAGAAAACUUCAUGAUGAACUAUGUUCUUAAGCAUUCAUUGGAGUUCACAGAACUGAGCUCUUGUUUUGACAGUUCACCGCUGGAGAAUUCGGAAAAUGAAUGGGGUGGAAUAUUUAGUUGUAUUUUCUCCCGUAAUCACAGUCUAAUGCUAGGUUCUUUGAUGUUAUUGUUUACAGUGGCUGACAGUAAAGAUCUUCAUUACCAGUUGGCUGCAAAGAUAGGAUUUUCUCAAGUAAAGACUGCUUCAGAGAUGAUUGGAAGCACUGUUGCAGGACACAUACAGAAGAUUGUGAAUCAAUUAUUGAAGGUUUUGGCGAGUGAACCACCAUUGUCAGUACCAAUAUUGUUGCAUGCAGCUUGGUUUUUGCGAAAGUUGUUGGUUUUUCUGGACCAGAAGUUAGAGGACAAUGAUUGUCACCUCUUCAAGACCUCAUAUGAGGGCUCUUGUGGACGUCUUUAUGAAGAAUUUGAUCGAUGCUGGUUUGACUAUAUUCCAGAUGUGUUAAAAAGCGAAUGGGCCAACUGUAAAACAGCACUCGAAGAAUCAUCACAGUCCAAGGAUCCUUUCUUUCUUCUAGAACUUGCAUCUAUUCAAAAUCCUCCCAGUGGUAGUAUGGCGUUUCUUCUACUCUCUUCCUUCCUUCUUUUAUUCAUAUUUCUUUUGUUUUAUCUCUGCUGUCUGCUUUUAAAAAGUAUAGUCUUACCACCUGCUAGUUUUCUAUUUAACAUCUCAGGCAAUACCGGUCCUGCUUUUGAUUGGCAACGGAUGGUUGAUUGUGUCAAGGUUUUUGUUCUCCAUCUUCAACUGAAGCCAUUUAUUUUUGGGGGUGAUCCUUUUGAUAAUCCUUUAGCAAAUUUGAAAAACAGCUACUUGGCUCAAUCGGGGAAAAGAUAUCCUUCGGAUCUUUCAUUGGCAAGCUUCGGUUCAGAGGUAGCUUUAGGUUCUGGAAUCCCCUGUAAAAUUGCAUUUUCUGGAGCUGGGACAAGAGAUAUUUAUGUGAUACCAAUUGCAAGGGAAAUAUCUGGUAAAUUGCUACUUGUGGAACGACAUCCGUUACACUCUAGAAAAGGAGUUGUAAUUGCCAUUGCUCCAUUGGCUGGAUUGGAUCCCAAGAUAGACGAGGAGCAUCCUACAUGGUUGCUAGUGCAUCUUAGAGACUUUGAGCCAAGACUCCGAUCAGAUGAAACCAAAACACUCGACUCCCAUACAUCACUCCCUGAACAAGGAAGAUGGAUACUUGGAUUUUUGAGCGCCAAAGAUUGCAAGGCUGCUUUCUCGGUGAUACUCGAGGAAACUAGAAAACAGAGGUCCUUUGUGGAGAACUUGGUUGCUCCGGUACUGGAAGAGAAAUUGUUCAAAUAGUCGUCAACAAAAUGCUAGGGCAGUUUGAAUGCCGAGUAACAGCUCCUAUAACCCACAACACAUUAAUAAUACCCUGUACAUCUCCUCCUUGUUCUUGUUGAUGAAGCUAAUUAGAUUAUAAGCACGCCUUGUGGUUUUCUAUUCCCUCCAUGUAUUAUAUCUGCCUCUCUAGCAGCAAUGACAAAAACAACACAACGUAUUGAUAAAA